UUUUGUCAACAGUCGAGUCGUCAAUCUCGAGAGUUGUGAGUAGUAGUAGGUAGGUGGUACUCAAGAUAAAAAAUCGAAGAAUUCAACAAAGAUGGGACCAACUCUUUACAUGCUCCCCGCAAGUUGUCCUGUCAGAUCUGUUCUAAUGUGUGCUAAGGCCAUCGGGGUGGACCUGAAUUCCAUAAAGGUCGAUUUGUUAGCAGGAGAUCAUCUCAAGCCGGAAUUCCUCAAGAUGAAUCCUCAACAUACAGUUCCAGUUCUUGAUGAUGACGGUUUCAUUUUGGCUGAUAGUCAUGCCAUCAUGUCAUAUCUGGUGUCAAAAUAUGGCAAGGAUAAGUCUCUUUAUCCCACUGAUUUACAGCAAAGGGCCUUAGUAGACCAUCGAUUGCAUUUUGAUAGCAGCAUUCUUUUCGCAAGGGGACUCAUAGUUUCGUGGGGCGUACUUUUUGAAGGAGCCAAAGAAAUUCCUCAAAAGCUUCUGAACAACCUAUCUGAAGCCUUCCACAUGGUAGAGAAAUUCCUUCAGAAGACCAAGUAUGUUGCUGGAGAUCAGAUGACCAUUGCAGACAUCAGCUUUGUGACCAGCAUCACCACUUGGAAUCCGUACAUGCCGCUUCCAGAAGCGCAAUUUCCCAAGAUCACGGCUUGGUUGAAGAAAAUGAAGGAACUACCGUACUACAGUGAGAAUCAGAUUGGGUUGGAUCAGUUCUUGCAGGUUUUGAAAACAAAGAUUCAAAAUGAACAUGGUCUCAAUAAAUGUAUCAAUGUGGCUACCUAAGAUUUCUCAACCUAUUAUAUCAAUAUACCUCUAAGUACAAACAAUAUAACUGCUUGAUUUUUUCUA
Phaedon cochleariae (mustard beetle) is the source of this 844-nucleotide messenger RNA. NCBI's taxonomy places the organism in Eukaryota, Metazoa, Arthropoda, Insecta, Coleoptera, Chrysomelidae. The record is from the annotation of a GenBank genome assembly.